Messenger RNA from Xiphophorus hellerii (green swordtail), 5016 nucleotides. RefSeq names its product transmembrane protein 164 (gene tmem164). The record is from RefSeq and is a predicted model, not a curated record. The transcript has 6 exons. Bases 721 to 1662 code for a protein of 313 amino acids. NCBI's taxonomy places the organism in Eukaryota, Metazoa, Chordata, Actinopteri, Cyprinodontiformes, Poeciliidae.
UGGGGUUUAAAAUAGCUUUGUCAACGUGAUAAAUUCAAUUGUUCUAAAAGAUACAAGAAAGUGAAAAUAUCCUCAUUCCCAAUGAACGCACCACUUACGUACACCACAAAGGGCGGUGUUCAUUUAUCCAGUUAUGUCCUAAGUGUUGACUUGCAGGUAGUUUUGACGUAAUGGCAGUGGUUUACCUCGGCAAGUGUAAGCCUUAACAUAUUCCCACAACUGCUAAUAAUGAGUCCGAAAAGACGGUUUUGUGAAUAACAAUUGCAGAAUCGUGACUUUGAGUGACAAUUUAAUGCAGCCUGCGAAACUAAAAACGGGGUGAAGCGCUAACAAGCGGCACCUCUUCGGCAGCUCAGUGGGGCUCCGAAGCUAGGCUAGCUACCUGUGUGGUGUGUCGGCGGUUGCACAUGCUAACGCUGCGUCCGGUAACCUUCUCCAAACAACAUGACUCAUCUAUUAGCAGCUGGCGACCAGCAUAUUCUGCCUUGAAAUGAGCCCGACGAGUUAACCUGUUUGGAGUAACGCGAGAAACGAGAGAGGGGCUUGCUCCACACUAAACACCAGCGACGGGUAGCCUUGACAACAGCUUCCUCCUGUCGCCAACCGAAGUUCCUCCUCCGCCUCCGGAUGAGGUAGUUUAACGGGUUAGCUGUAUGAAACCCACCCAGGCGGUGAGUACAUGUCUACUACGGAGUGAACCACGAGGAAAUCCCGCUGUACAUGUUUCGCCAAGAAGUCGGUGUGACGUCUUUUAUCCCAUCUUGUUCGUAUCUAUUCCAACCCGAAAAGAGGAACAUGUCCCGGUACAACAUAUACAGCCUGCUGGACUGGAUUUACGGCGGGGUGGACCCGAAGUUUGAGGGCAACGGGGGGCCCGAGUGCGCAGCCUUCCUCCCGCUCCAGCAGCGCAUCGUGGAGAGCCUGGCCAUCCUCUUCAUCUCGCUGCUGGAGGUCGGUGUUGCACUGAAGAAGAUAAACUUUGCAAAGGAGUUCAAGGUUGUCGGCGGGGACUGCGUGAAGCCGAAGAAGGACAGUCUGGGCAAGAACCUGUUGCUGGUCUCACUUUGCAUGACUUUUGGAAUAGAAGUCGGGUUCAAGUUUGCGACUAAGACUGUGAUAUAUCUUCUGAAUCCCUGCCAUAUAGUCACCAUGAUUCAGAUCUUCCUGCUGGCCUGCCCGCCGUGCAAAACAGCGAUGAUUGUAUUUAGACUGCAUAUUCACAUGCUGAAUGGAGCACUGUUGGGUUUAGCGUUCCCUAUAGUCAACACCAGGCUGCUGCCGUUUGAGAUGGAGACCUACUACAUCCAACAUUCCAUGAUGUAUUGGGUGCCUGUUUACCUCAUGAGGAAAGGAGGUGUGUACCGGCCCGAGCCUCUGGGGAACAUGUGGUGGGCGCUGCUCUCCACUGGCAUCCUGUUUCUCUACCACAUCAUCUUCCUGCAGCCCCUUGGCCUGGCGACAGAGGUCAACCUGAACAACAUGCUGUGUCCGGCCGUGUCCGAUCCCUUCUACGGGCCGUGGUACCGGGUGUGGGCGACGGGCCACCAGACUGCGCUGACGCUGAUCCAUGGGAAGCUCCUGACAUUCCUCUCUCAGUACAGCGGCUCCGCCUGCAGAUACCUGCUGGACACGCUUCCACUGCGCAGCAAGAAGGUCGACUAGACGUCCGCGCAGACGCGGCCCCCCCGAGGCUUUGUUCUGUUUGACAUCUACGUUUUCUGGAAUCUUUUAGCCCUGUUGAGACAUGGGCAGCUUUUCAGGGGCCAAUAAAACCCACACAUCAUUCUUGGUGGCUCAAAUACGUAUGUGUACAAUUUCCAUGCUGGUUGUUAAGCAGCUGGACAUGCGCUCACUGACAGGGUUUCCCCCAGAAAACUUCUAAGCCCGGUGGCAGGGCGGUCCACCAGCGGCACGCCGUUUUUUUGUUUUUCUGUUUGUUUUUUGUGUUAAAAAAAUGCUAAAAGUUGACUGUAAAUUUAUUAUGACUAAGUAACUGUAUGCUAUUUGAAGGUAUUAUUGACAACACCUAAACACACAACUGUAGUUUUAAAAAUACAAACACAAAAAAUAUUAUUAAUUCAAAUUGUCAGUUUUUUGCACUAAUUUCUAACUAAGUAAUCAGACAUUGGCCUGUUAUGUAAUGCUGGUCACACUCAGCCGGCCUAAUGCAUAAACAAACUAAGCAGCUGCUUGGAGCCGCCAUUUUAACAUGGACCAUAGUUCUUUUAACAUUUUAACAUUUGUUUUUAUUGAGAAUAAAAAUGCUAUCAAAUUUGAUGUAAUUGUUUCAGUAGAGAUAAAAGCUUUAAAUUCUUUGCCAUUUAAAUUUAAGAUUUGAAAAAGCUGGCAAGAUUACCUUUUAAAAGUUCAAAAAAUAACUCUUCAUAGUAUGAUUGUUGUGUUACCAUAACUACAACAUGAGGCUAUGAGUUUAAUCUGCGUUUGAGCUUGGUUUGUUCACAAAUAAUAACCAAUUACCAGUUUUACAGUUUAUUUAAGUACAUUAACUAAAUGUACUUAGUGUACAAAAUUCAAGUAUUUCUCCUAUUAAGUUUUCCUUUAGUAAUGUCUGCUGCUUGGUGCAGUAUUUUGCUGGUUGGGAUUGGUUAUUAUUUAUCCAAGCGAAUGCAGUAUUUGCGAGGAAAGCUGUUUGAAAACGACUAGUCUACGAUUGACUGGUUAACUUUAUCAAGUUGCAAGUGCAGAGAAGAGUCAAGCGCAUGCCAGAACUCGUGUUGAGCUCGUGGGAUACGUAAACACAUACGCCGCACGUCACUCUUCGUUCGCAACGAGAACCUCAAAAAGCGCGACUAUAUGUGAAAUCGUAUCGGCGGCUUACGUUGCGCUUGCGCGAGCGUAAGCCCGGAACUCCUUCCGGUUUGAGUGAAAGGUGGCGCGCGCCAUUUGCAAAACUUCAAGGGGCGCAUGCGUCAAUGACCAGACGCCAACACGUCGUCGCGCCCAGCUUAAUGCACCAACUAUAGGUCCGUCUUCACUAUCGCUGUUACUGGUGUGUUAAAAGCUAAUCUGAAAUAAACAAACUAGCGACGUGCGCGGGGCAAGUAAAGCCAAGCGGCCGCCGGGCUUGUAAUGGCGGAAGCUGGGGGAAACCUUGUGAUACAGUUUUCAUCCUGCUGCCUUUUUUUUUUUUUUUUUUUUUGUAAAUGUAAAGUCGACGUUGAGUACCUGAAUGGUCCCACCUGCCUGUGGCGCAGGUGGGACCAUUCAGGUACUCAGCGGGUGGGAGGCGCUGCUUCCAGUUCUGACUGAGUUUAGUUUUUACUGAGUCGUUUUUAUUUGUCUCAAGUGCGCUUUGAAGCAGAUUUUAAAUGUGAGCUGUUGUUAAAGUCACUGCUUGUUUAAUAGCGCGUGGAUGUGAAUGUUAUCUUUUGUUGUUUUUUUUUAUGAAUGGAGAAAAAAAACGUAUAUGAUCAGGAUAGGAAAUAAUUUUUGUAAGUGGCUUUUAUCUUCCAGUCUCCAGCCUGUUCAAUGCAUUCCAGUUAUGAUAAUCAGGAGGCAUGAAGGACUUCUUACAUGCUGCAGGUUGAAGUGAAGAAUAACGAGUGAAUGGGUGGGACUUGGGUUGUUGUUUCGUUUCUCUCUCUGUGUUGUUUUUAUCGUGGUGUUUGACUAUAUUCGUUGAGGUUUAACCUUGAGAACAUUGUUAGGAAAAAAAAUAAUUGCCAAUGGCAGGCAGAUGCUGCGUCUUAUCUGGAACUGAAGGUCUUUGCAAAACCAUUCAUACCCGUUGAACCUUUUCCUCGUGUUGUCGUGCUACCACCUCCACAUUUCGAUGACUUUUAUUAGGCCGUCAUUAUUAAAGAAGGUCGUUUCUGGUUUUGCAUGCAUUUGUGUGAAGGUUUCUUCAUUCCGGUGCCCAAGAUAACAGAUAAUAGUUCUUCUGGUUUUAUGCUAAUCCAUUGCCCAAAAGUGGAAAGAGUGUAGCACAGCUACACCUAAACAGCCCAAAGCGGACAUUAUUCAGCAAAGCAGUCUGUAGCCUGUAGCAGUCUGUAUUACAGCGGCUCAGAAGAAGCCUCUGUCUGAAAACUCUGCUGUUUUUUUUUUUUUUUUUUAACAGUCUCGUGAAGAAGAUGCUCAGGGUUUUCCAUAAUUUUUGUAAAGAAUCCUUCUUUGCUCGAUGAUCUCCAGACAUUCCAGAGUAAUCCCCAAAACAGAACCGUUCUUCUUUAUCUUGCUUUUCAGCCUGGUGGACGGCCGUGUCUGGGUGCAGCUGCGCCGUACUCCCGUCAGGUUAUUAUUUCAAAACCUAGCUAUUAUAACCAUGUAUCAUUUUUCCUUCUGCUUCACAAAUAGUCGUGAAUUUAAUCACAUCACCGUUCGUGAACAAGUGCAAUGUGGGUGUGAAUACUUUUACUAGGCUCUCUGUGUAUCAAGACACUUGAAAGAAACUCUUGCUCCAACAGUAACAAAUCAUGCAUAAAAAUGUUUACCUCGAAAAUUCAUGCCGUUAAAUCAACACCUAUCAUAGGAAAAUGUCACUCGUAUGUACAUUUCAUUUCAAGUCCGAGGUGGUUUGUGCACCCGUCUUUAUUUCAGUAUCGAAAAGGGAGAAGAGAAACUUUUGUAGCUCUGAGUUCAGAUGUGUGUUGUGGCAACAAUUAAAGGGAUUUCCAGUGGCCAAAGUUUUCCUUGUGUAUUUUUCUCUUUUUUUUUUGUAUUUAUGUUCUGUAUUAGUCUAAUUUAAGUCAGAUAUUUCUCCUGCUCUAUUUUCUACUGAAAACAAAAUGUCAUUUGAAGAAAAGAUAACAUUUGUUUCGAAUGUAAACGUUUCACUUAGCAGGAGAAUUGGAUGGUUUUUCCCAUGGUGUGUGUAUUUGUUUUUAUUUGUGUGUAGAGUCCUGAGAGUAUGAGGCAUGCUUUCAGAAAAUGUGGGUAAACAACCGAGAAAAACUGUAAUUAGUUUGGGUCUCGGUAUGAAAUCACACCUUGUUUGUUCAGCUGAUCAUACCGUGAACUUCUUAAGACAGAAUAAACUAAUACAGGUGUUUGUCA